Molecule: messenger RNA, 1700 nt
Organism: Betta splendens (Siamese fighting fish)
Lineage: Eukaryota; Metazoa; Chordata; Actinopteri; Anabantiformes; Osphronemidae
Gene: neurog1
Product: neurogenin 1
Exons: 2
Coding region: 681-1286 (201 amino acids)
Molecular function (GO): protein dimerization activity
Source: RefSeq, a predicted model, not a curated record
CGAUUUUCGUUGCUUGCUGGAAUCAGAGAAACUUUUCUAGUAAAGUUUUACUUAUCUUUGUAUUUUCUGUAACUGAAGUGAAGGAUGUGGUUUGUCUCUUUCUUUCUGCGGAUGGAUGGAUGGGUCGGUGGGUGGGUCGGUGACUCUGCGGAGCGUGUCUCCGCCCGGCGGGGGGUGGGUGUCCUACUGACCGUUCUUUCUUCUUCUUCUCCUUCUUUUUCAUGUUUUUGGGUUUAACUGUGGAAGGUUUGGUCUUCUGUUUCACUGAGAGGGAGGGAGGGAGGCAGGGUUGUGGGUUCGUGUCGCUCGCGUGGCCGGCCCUCUGCUCUGAUUGGCUGGCCGUGAUUACCGGCACGCUUCUUAGUGCGGGCCGGGCAAACACCGCAGGCGUCAUUAUGUUAAUGAGCAGCUCCCGCGGCACGGGGCAGACCUGCCGCAGCAUUCAUCCUCCUCAUCCUGCGCUCUGAUGCCAGGGUGGGGGUGUCCCGGGGGGCGGCCAUUGUCCGUCCACAGUAUAUAAGCGGGCUGAGGCCGGUCGUGUGCCAGGCUCACCGGCUCGCACGAGCUGAUCCAGAGCUAAAGCAAAGAGACGCGCGCCAGUCACUGAUCCCAAACUCUCGGUCCCGUUGGAUCCGGCUCAAGCAAACGUCCGCAGACUUUAGAUUCACCUGCGCUCCGUCAUGGACUCCGUCUACUCCGACAUCGACAGCAACAGCUGCGACUUCUUCCCUCACACCGAUGACGAGGACUCCCGCGGCAGCCUGUGUCCCGCCUCCCCGGACUCCUCUCCGGAGCCGGAGCAGCAGCAGCAAAAGAAGCGGCGCCGCGGACGUGCCCGCAGCGAAGCCACCGUGCAGGUGGUGAAGAAGAACCGGCGCUUGAAGGCCAAUGACCGGGAGCGGAACCGCAUGCACAACCUGAACGACGCGCUGGACGCGCUGCGCGGCGUGCUGCCGGCCUUCCCGGACGAGACCAAGCUCACCAAGAUAGAGACUCUGCGCUUUGCGCACAACUACAUCUGGGCGCUGUCAGAAACCAUCCGCAUCGCCGACCUGCAGGCGGGGAAGAGCAGCAGCGCUCCACUGCUGCUGAGCUCCGCGUGUCUCGCUGAGGUCCCGAGUCCGGGCAGCGACGCCUGCUCCUGGAGCUCCAGCCGUUCCUCGUCGUCCUGCUCCCCGGCUUACUGCGCCUCCAGCCCGGGCAGCCCCGCUGCCCCGGAGGACUACAGCUACCUGCAGCCGGACGCGCUGUUCGGCGUCCGUGGCUUCGUGCCGGGCGUCUACUGAGCGUCAGGACUCUUCUGGAAUAAGACUAAGAACCACGGUUGCCUUACGAGCUCUGACGGACUGCAGCGACUCGUCCUCUCGGUUCCUCCAGAAACCUUUGCACUUUUCCGUCGUCACUGUUGGCAGGUUCUUUUUUUCCCUCGGAGGUGAAAAGUCAAUUUUACAAUUUGUAGAGUGAUGAAGCAGAAAAGAGAGCGUGGAAAUUGAGUUUCAACGCUCUGACAAUAGAGUGAAUGGAUCUGCUCUCAUUCAUGGUGUCCUGUCACCCCUCCCUCCCCCUUUUUAGACUACUGCUGUUUUUAUUUAUUCAACGUUUGGUUUCAACAUAUGAAAUCUGUAUUUUGUAUAUAAAGAGAUUUUUAUUCUAUUUACGUUGGUGCGGCCACUUUUCUACAAAAUAAAGGUAUAACGUUU